This is a messenger RNA of Mesitornis unicolor (brown roatelo), 873 nucleotides long. Its product is annotated as basic leucine zipper and W2 domain-containing protein 1. Gene Ontology annotation, cellular component: membrane; cytoplasm. The transcript has 7 exons. The annotation marks the transcript as partial. Lineage: Eukaryota; Metazoa; Chordata; Aves; Mesitornithiformes; Mesitornithidae. The record is from RefSeq and is a predicted model, not a curated record.
UGCAGGGUGUCUUUUAUGAAUAAUCAAAAGCCGCAGAAGCCGACGCUAUCAGGCCAGCGUUUUAAAACCAGAAAAAGAGAUGAAAAAGAGAGGUUUGACCCUACUCAGUUCCAGGACUGUAUUAUUCAAGGUUUAACUGAAACUGGCACUGACUUAGAGGCAGUAGCAAAGUUUCUUGAUGCUUCGGGUGCAAAACUUGACUAUCGCCGCUAUGCAGAAACGCUUUUUGACAUCCUGGUGGCUGGUGGAAUGCUGGCCCCAGGUGGUACCCUGGCAGAUGACAUGACACGCACAAACGUCUGUGUAUUUGCAGCACAGGAAGACCUAGAAACCAUGCAAGCAUUUGCUCAGGUUUUUAACAAGCUAAUCAGGCGUUACAAGUACCUGGAGAAAGGCUUUGAAGAUGAAGUCAAAAAGUUGCUGCUCUUCCUGAAAGGCUUCUCAGAGUCUGAGCGGAACAAACUGGCCAUGUUGACGGGUAUUCUGCUGGCCAACGGGACACUUAAUGCAUCCAUUCUCAACAGUCUCUACAAUGAGAACUUGGUUAAAGAAGGUGUUUCUGCAGCUUUUGCAGUCAAGCUGUUCAAAUCAUGGAUAAAUGAGAAAGAUAUUAAUGCAGUGGCUGUCAGUCUUCGUAAAGUAAACAUGGAUAACAGGCUGAUGGAACUCUUCCCAGCCAACAAACAAAGCGUUGAACACUUCUCCAAGUACUUCACUGAAGCAGGACUGAAAGAACUUUCCGAGUAUGUUCGGAACCAGCAAAGCAUAGGAGCUCGGAAGGAGCUGCAGAAAGAACUUCAGGAGCAGAUGUCACGGGGUGAUCCAUUCAAGGAUGUAAGUAUUUGUCUGUACACAACGUGGGGGGGUCUUUUG